Messenger RNA from Pseudophryne corroboree (corroboree frog), 3104 nucleotides. RefSeq names its product striatin interacting protein 2 (gene STRIP2). Gene Ontology annotation, cellular component: cytosol. The transcript is spliced from 21 exons. The record is from RefSeq and is a predicted model, not a curated record. Bases 107 to 2479 code for a protein of 790 amino acids. Gene Ontology annotation, biological process: cytoskeleton organization. NCBI's taxonomy places the organism in Eukaryota, Metazoa, Chordata, Amphibia, Anura, Myobatrachidae.
GCUCUUCUGCGCCAAUCCGCUAGAGAGCAUCGCGCCCCGCCCCUGUCAGCACGUGUGUCACACACAGUGUUGGGUUGGUGGGAGUGACAGCAGGUGCGGCGGCGGCAUGGUGGAGCCCCUCAGCAACAGGAGCAGGAGGAGGGAGUCCGAGGGCUCACAAGAUGGUCCAAGUUUGGAGUUUGAGUACAACGAUGCAGACCGCUUGCCAGCAGAGUUAGCAGAGCUGUACAGUUACACAGAGGAGACAGACUUAUGCCUGAAUCGCCGGUGUUUUGAGGAAAAGUUUAAGCUCGAAGUGAGUGGGGCCAGAUGGACAUCUCUGGGUUCAGCUCAGCGCAGAACACAUGUCAUGUGUCUCCUGGACGGGCUGGAGGUGGUGAGCAGGGAGCAUCGGCUGGAGGUGGCUAGAGCUAUCCUGUAUUUGGCACAAGGUGUGUUUGGAGAGUGUGAUAAUGAUUUGGAUGUUCUGCACUGGUCCCGUUAUAACUGCUUCCUCCUGUACCAGAUGGGAACGUUUGCAGUCUUCCUGGAACUGCUGAACAUGGAGAUUGCGAACAGCCAGGCGUGUAGCAGUGCUCUGAGGAAACCCGCUCUAUCAUUAGCUGACAGCACUGAGCUCAGGGUGAUUCUAAGUGUUAUGUACCUGCUGGUGGAAAACAUGAGGCAGGAGUCACCAGGAGAUGACGCAGAAAGGAAUACUCAGAGAGAGACAUUCCGCACAGAACUUGCUUUUCCAUCCAAUGGUGAGGAGCCAUUUGCUCAUCUCCUGUUCACAAUGGUGACUAAGUUCUGCAGUGGUCACUCUCCUCAUUUUCCUAUGAAGAAGGUCCUGCUGCUGCUCUGGAAAGUGCUGCUGUUUACGCUAGGAGGAUUUUCAGAGCUGCAGAGGAUGAAGGAAAAGAAAAGAGCGGAACUGGGUCUUCCUCCUCUACCUGAAGAUAGCAUCCAAGUAACGAAGAAUAUGAGGGCCACAGCUCCACCAACUUAUGGCAUGGAACAGGGGGAGCAGCAGAAGCGAGGGCGACGUAGCCGCAGGGACAGCAUGGAUCUGUACAAUGAGAAAGACCCUUUCAAGAGUGAGGAAACCAUUGGGACAGAAGAGGAGGAAAAUGAGGACUCCGACAACAUGGUCGAUACAGAGUCUGAGGCACACGAGAGAGAGCUCAUGUCUCAACCAAUGGCUGGCCUGAGAAUACACACAGAGCGAGUGAGCUUCCCGAAAGGCCUGCCCUGGACACCUAAAGUGAGGGACAAAGAUAUUGAAAGCUUCCUGGAGAUGAGUCGGAACAAGUUCAUUGGUUUCACCCUAGGACAUGACACUGAUACUUUGGUGGGAUUGCCUCGUCCUAUUCAUGAAAGUGUGAAGAUUUUAAAGCAGCACAAAUAUGUUUCAACUGCUGAUAUCCAGAUCAAGAAGGAGGAGGAGCUAGAGAGAUGCCCUAUGUCACUGGGAGAGGAAGAAGUGGAGGAAACUGCAACGGAGUGCCUAUACAGAGCAAUGUUGUUCAACAUACCUCAGUACAUGAUUGCUUUGCUGAAGAUACUACUAGCAGCUGCCCCAACUUCUAAGACCAAGACAGACUCCAUUAAUAUUUUGGCGGAUGUGCUACCUGAGGAAAUGCCAAUCACGGUUCUGCAAAGCAUGAAGCUGGGAAUUGAUGUGAAUCGGCACAAAGAGAUCAUUGUGAAGAGUGUAUCUGCUCUCCUGUUGCUGCUGCUGAAACACUUAAAGCUCAACCAUAUCUACCAGUUUGAAUAUGUCUCCCAGCACCUGGUGUUUGCAAACUGCAUUCCUCUGAUCCUGAAAUUCUUCAAUCAGAACAUUAUGUCCUACAUCUGUGCCAAGAACAGUAUUUCUAUUCUGGACUUUCCGUCCUGUGUUGUCCACGAGUUGCCUGAACUGACAGCUGAAAGCCUGGAAUCAGGAGAUAGCAAUCAAUUCUGUUGGAGAAAUCUGUUCUCCUGCAUCAAUUUGCUGCGAAUCCUCAACAAACUCACCAAGUGGAAACAUUCCCGCACCAUGAUGUUGGUUGUGUUUAAAUCUUCCCCCAUUUUGAAACGUGCACUGAAAGUGAAACAUGCCAUGAUGCAGUUAUAUGUGUUAAGACUACUGAAGCUCCAGACCAAGUACCUUGGAAGACAGUGGAGGAAAAGCAAUAUGAAAACUAUGUCUGCCAUCUACCAAAUGGUGCGGCACAGAAUGAACGAUGACUGGGCCUAUGGCAAUGAUAUCGACGCUAGACCAUGGGACUUCCAGGGUGAGGAAUGUACCCUGCGGGGAAACAUUGAGUGUUUCAACAGCCGGAGAUAUGAGAAGAACCCAAAUUGGGAGUUUGCCCCGGUAGAUAACUGUUUGCAGAGCGUGGUGGGUCAAAGGCUUGAACUGCCAGAGGACUUCCAUUAUACUUACGAGCUGUGGCUGGAAAGAGAGGUGUUCUCUAAACCCAUUCAGUGGGAGGAACUUCUGCAGUAUUCAUGACUAACAAACUCACUGUCUGAGUGUUAUAUGGUGCUGUUCUGAUCAGUGCAACAUCCGAUAACCGAUGUAGUACAAGUAACUUGCAGGUGUACAAUGUGUGCAAAUAUCUAUGUAUACUAUAGAUGAAUAUUUUUAGAAGAUGAUGGCAAGUCGCUUCACUGCUGGAUUCCUCUAACAGAGCUUUGCAAUGUUUAACAGCAGCUGCUCUCUAACUGGCUGUUCGACAGGGCAGGUCUCUGUCAGAGGAAUCCUGCAGUGUAAUCAAUUCACAUGAGGUGCAACAAAUACACUGGAUGAAGAUGGGUGAUUUUAUGUUUUGUAGCAAGGACUAUUAUAAACAUUCUCCCAUAAGUUGAGGGAAAUGAUGCUGCUAUGUGCUGACCUUUUCCUUGCAGCUAACCUACUCUCUUAUUCAGACCCAUCAAUCUGCCAUAUGUACAGGAUAAUCAUUGAUAGAGAUGCUUUUUCUAACAGUUGCCAACUCCUUUACCUGUGAGCAUUUCUUUUUUACACUGGACAGUAUUUGUAUGUAUACAGCAUGCAAGACAUAGCUGACCUGCCAUUUCUCUGUAGUUUACUGUUUAUGGAUGAUUUUUGUAUAAAAAUACAUAUUUAAUUAACUUCA